UCUCACUAGCAGCUUUUAAUAUAAGAUUAACACAACCCUCAAGAGUUAGGUUCUUUGAAGCUAGAAGAUGGAAACAAUGUCUGAAAAAGUGGGAGCGGUGGGUGGUAACAAGGGCGGACCAUUUGACGACGGGGUUUACGAUGGUGUGAAGAAAAUAACGGUGGGAAAAGACUGGGACUGUGUUUCUUAUAUCAAGAUUGAGUACGAAAAGGAUGGAAAAUUUGAAACCCGUGAACAUGGAACCAUUCGUGGAGAACUUCAAGAGUUCUCGGUGGAUUACCCGAACGAAUAUAUCACAUCUGUUGGUGGAAGCUACGAACGCGAUUCCAGCUAUGGAGCAGUGCUGAUCAAAUCUUUACGCUUCAAAACCUCACAUGGAAGGACCUCUCCGAUACUCGGUCAUACGACGUUGUUUGGAAACCCAGAUGGGAGAGAAUUCUUGCUAGAGGGUAAAGAUGGUGGAAAGCUUCUUGGUUUCCAUGGACGUUCUGGUCAAGCUCUUGAUGCCAUUGGUCCUCACUUCUUCGCUGUGAAAUCUCCUCUUAAGCACUUUAACCGUGAAGGUGGAAACGGAGGGAGUGCUUGGGACGAUGGGGCUUUUGACGGUGUUAGAAAAAUACUUGUAGGGCGUGGUGGUAAAUCUGUGAGUUACGUCAGGUUUGAGUAUGCAAAAGGCCAAGGAAUGGUGCCACAUGUUCAUGGGAAGAGACAAGAGGUUCCACAGGAGUUUGUGGUGGAUUACCCUAAUGAACAUAUUACGUCAGUGGAGGGAACCAUCGAUGGCUAUCUUACAUCGCUUAGGUUUAAGACAUCAAAAGGAAGAACCUCCCCUGCUUUUGGCAAUGUGGCUGGUAGGAAAUUUGUGUUCGAGGAAAAAGAUUUAAAGCUUGUCGGGUUUUGUGGUCGGUCCGGUGAUGCUAUCGAUGCUAUUGGUGCACAUUUUGCACCUCUUCCACCUCCACCUCCACCUCCAGCUCCAGCUCCAGCUCCGGCUCCUACUCCAGCUCCAGCUCCAGCUCCCACUACCACAACGAUGGGACCCCUCGGAGGUAACAAGGGAGACACAUUUGACGAUGGUAUUUUGGACGGCGUGAAGAAAAUAACCAUCGCCGCAGAUGAAUACAGCAUAACUUAUAUCAAGAUCGAAUAUGAAAAAAAUGGGAAAGCUGAAGUCCGUGAACACGGGACGAACCGUGGAGAGCUAAAAGAGUUUUCCGUGCCUUAUCCGGCUGAGUACAUCACAGCCGUUGGUGGAAGCUACAAGCAUAUUUUCAGCUAUGAUACAACGCUUAUUACAUCGAUAUACUUCACAACCUCCAAAGGAUUUACGUCUCCAUUGUUCGGUGAGAUGAAGGGAACAGAAUUCGAGUUCAAAGGCGAAAAUGGUGGAAAGCUUGUUGGAUUCCAUGGACGUGGUGGCUAUGCUAUUGAUGCCAUCGGUGCACAUUUUGCUGCAUCUACAACCUCUUCUCCAUCUUCUCUCAUCAAAGUGGAAGCUGUAGGAGGAAAGGGUGAAGAUACAUUCGAUGAUGGUGGUGCUUUUGAUCAUGUAAGAAAAGUUUUUGUUGGUCAAGGCAAUUCCGGUGUGGCUUAUAUCAAGUUUGAAUACGAGAAAGACGGUAGAAGAGUGACACACGAGCACGGAAAAGAGACAUCCCUAGGAACAGAGGAGUUCGAGGUUGGUCAAGGCGACGACAUCACAUCUGUGAAAGUUUACUACGAUAAACUCUUUGGCUCGAAGACAGAGAUAAUAACGUCUCUUACGUUCAAGACACUGAAGGGCAUCACCUCUCAGCCGUUUGGAAUGACCUCAGAGAAUUUUUCCUUGCUCGAAGGUGGCAAAAUCACCGGUUUUCAUGGAAGUUCGACGGACGUUCUUCAUUCUCUCGGAGCUUAUACAGUGGCUUGUGUCGGGAGCUUAUAAGCUAUGAUGCACGGGGACGGCAUAUCCUUGACGUCUCCUGUUCCGUGUUUGGUGGGUUUGUGAGUUUUAAGAGGUCAUUUGCUUGUGUGUUUUAGAAAUGUCUACAUUUUAUGUGUGUUUGGUCUUUAUGAAAUAAAUCCAAUCAAUAAGAGUAUAACUGGGUUUUCAAGUAAUGUAUGUGUUCUACAUUUUCCGUGUGUUUGUCUUUAUGAAAUAAAUCCAAUCAAUAAGAUUAUAACUGGGUUUUCAAAUAA
Molecule: messenger RNA, 2178 nt
Organism: Raphanus sativus (radish)
Lineage: Eukaryota; Viridiplantae; Streptophyta; Magnoliopsida; Brassicales; Brassicaceae
Product: myrosinase-binding protein 2-like
Exons: 5
Coding region: 68-1924 (618 amino acids)
Molecular function (GO): carbohydrate binding
Source: RefSeq, a predicted model, not a curated record